Messenger RNA from Puccinia triticina, 1725 nucleotides. RefSeq lists its product as uncharacterized. The record is from RefSeq and is a predicted model, not a curated record. The transcript has 13 exons. The coding region runs from base 1 to 1725 and encodes 574 amino acids. Lineage: Eukaryota; Fungi; Basidiomycota; Pucciniomycetes; Pucciniales; Pucciniaceae.
AUGUUCAGGGGUCUUCGGCAGGAACUACCGAUGGUCGCGAUCAAAACAGUCUAUGGCCCGGUCGUCGGUUUCGAUGUUCCCUUGCCUACUGAUCAAAGUGACUCUUGCGCCAAUGAGCAGUCGAAUGGUGGCGAAGCUUCGGUUUCAAAAUGGCUUGGAAUUCCCUAUGCACAAGCUGGGCGUUGGCAGAGACCCCGCUCUCCUACACCUUGGGUGGAACCGCUUCAGUGCAAUAAAUUUGGACCCCGAUUUCCACAGGCCUUGAAUAUCACCGACCUGAUCUUCAGCCGCAAUGAAAGUUUCAAUCAAAAACAGCUUUCUCCCCUGGAGAGUGAAGAGCUAGGGUUCAAUCUCAAUGUUUUCGCUCCGACAGCCCCUCACGCUACUGGAGGACUACCUGUCCUGGUGUGGAUCUAUGGUGGCUCCCUGGAAGGCGGUAGCUCUGAUUCAGCAAUUUACGACCCCACCGAGUGGAUUCGUCGGGAAUCGGGCGAAGGAAGGAAUUUUAUCGUAGUGACUGGGAAUUAUAGAUGUGGGAUCUUCGGUUUCAUGGCGUGUCAAGAUUUAGUCAAUGUCGAUCCUGAGGAUUUGGCGGGAAAUUAUGGGGCUUACGAUUGCAUUGCAAUGCUCCAAUGGGUUCAAGAUAACAUUCGAGUUUUUGGAGGGAAUCCCGACAAUGUCACCAUCUUUGGGGAGUCUGCAGGCGCUUUCCUCGUCGGCGCGUUGCUCGUCACCCAGCAAAAACUUUUCAAACAGGCUAUCAUGCAAUCGGGAGCUCCGGAAACGUUGACACACCGCAGUGUAGACUCUAGUGCAAACCAAGAGUACUUCGAUAAUCUAUUACAAUACUUCAAUAUUCCACAUGGCUUGACGAGUGAGCAGCGAAUCAAGCUAUUGAAAGAGAUUCCAACCGCGAAAAUGAUGGAGUUUGUCUCGGCGCGGGGUACUGUCGUUAAUGAUUAUGGCCUGACGAUUGAGAAGUCCAUGAAGUCGUCAUUAUGGACGAAGCCCGCUAUCGAAUUAAUCAAGGAAAGGAAGUGGAACCCCCAUUUAAAGUCGCUAUUGAUGGGUCAUACCAAAGAUGAGGGGAGCAUCUUUGCUUACUUCUUUCAAACUACGAGCAAAGAAGGUUAUGAAAACGUACUAAAAAAGCGGUGCCCGUUCUCACCCCAAAACAAAAUCGACAAACUGUAUCCUCCACCUGAAGAUCUUGAGACCCAGACAGCUUUGACCAUGGACUGGAAGAAUUGUGCUGGUUCGCGCUUGAUAGCUGAUCAACUCUGUGAAAGUCCGAUGGAAAAUCUGGCUAUGGUAUUGGAUGGGGUCAAGCAUCAUGUGACCGCAGAACCAUGCGAACUUUUUUUCUAUCAGAUCAAUGAAAACCUUCCGUCGAUUGAUCGAGGAUUAGAUUGGGGUGCAUUCCAUACAAUCGAUCUACCAUUGAUUUUCAAUAUCAAAACAUUAUGGGACUCGAAUUCGGACCAGGCGAAAACAUCCGCCGUGUUAGGGCGCAUGUGGGCCAACUUCGCGCAAACAGGAUGUCCAGAUUCUACCUGGCCAAAAUACUCACCUUCAACCUCGCCCAUGAAGUUUUUCAUUGAGAACGGCGGGAAGGUGUUUGUUGAUGACAUGCGAACAGCUCGCACUGAACUAGAAAAACGUAGGACUCAGUUUUGGAUCGGCCAACUGCCCCAUAUUGUAAAAUUGAAAGAAACUGUGCGUUAG